This is a messenger RNA of Haliaeetus leucocephalus (bald eagle), 4800 nucleotides long. RefSeq names its product AT hook, DNA binding motif, containing 1 (gene AHDC1). The record is from RefSeq and is a predicted model, not a curated record. The transcript is spliced from 4 exons. Bases 1 to 4677 code for a protein of 1558 amino acids. Lineage: Eukaryota; Metazoa; Chordata; Aves; Accipitriformes; Accipitridae.
AUGCGCGUGAAGCCCCCGGGCCCAGUGGUAACGACCAGCGUUGUGCGUGGCUCGCCCGACUACGUCCGAGAGCCCAAGUUCUACCCGCCGGGGCACCCGGCGCAGCGGCCCCCAGCCUGCCCGGCGGAAAAGGCCUUAUCCUGCAGCGUGCUGAGCUUCCCUGAGGGCUCGUGCCCCGCGCUCGGCCGGGAGCACCAGGCAGGCUCGCUGCUGCACGGCGACCCGGCCGACCGGUGCCAGAGCGUGCACGGGGGCACCAAGGCGGCGGAGGACUUGCUGGGCUGUGCCGGUGAGCCCCGGAUCCUGGGGGGCAGCGCGGAGGAGGCAGCCGCCCGCGAUCGGGCGCCUAAAACCUUCCCCAACGCGACGCUGGCCUCGGGCCGCUGCAACGUCGACAGCAUCCUCGCCUUGCUCCGGAGCAAGUGCGGCAACGGGCACAUCAACCUCCACCCCGUGGUGCAGCUUAUCGACAUCAUGAAGGACCUCAACCGCCUCUCCGAGGACCUCAAGAGCAGUGGGGUGCACCUGGACUGCGGCAGCCUCCGCGGCGGUGGCGGCGGUGGCCACGAGGACAGCCGCCUCCUGCCCGCCGACCGCGACCUCCAGUACAGCUUCUUCUCCUCGCCCUCCCUGGCCAACAGCAUCCGCAGCCCCGAGGAGCGGGGGGUGCUCUGCAAAACCGAGCCGCCGCGGCAUCCCCGGCCCCCGGCCCGCGAUGGAGAGGCCGACGGCGGCGGGGGGAGCGCCCCGCAGCCCCCCGGCCACAGCGGGGGCAUGGGGGGGGCCUCCAAAGCACCGGCGGAGGAAGCCGGUUGCUCCCAGCCCGACGCCGGCGAUUACUCGGACCUGGCCGAGGCGGACAUCCUGAACGAACUGGCCUCCCUGGCGUGCCCGGGGACGCAGCUGCUGGAGUCGCAGUCGCUGGAGCCGCUCUCCGAGUCGCUGGAGCUGCAGUCGCUGGAGCCCUUGUCCGAGUCGCUGGAGCUGCAGUCGCUGGAGCCCUUGUCCGAGUCGCUGGAGCUGCAGUCGCUGGAGCCGCUGGCGGAGCCGCUGGGGCUGCAGACGCUGGAGCCGCUGCCCGGGGCCCUGGAGCCGCCGCUGCUGGACGCGCGGGCCCCGCUGCUGCCCGCCGAGCCCUCGCUGCUGGAGGCGCAGCCGCUGGGGCCUGUGUCGGAGCUGCUGGAGGCGCAGCCGGGUGCCGGGGACCCGCUGCGGCCCCACGGGCUGCAGCCCCGGCUGGGGGGGUGUCCCCUGGGCGGCGUGGUGAAGCGGGGACCCUGCGGGGGCCGGGGGGCCGGGCGGUGUGGCGAGGACCACCGCAAGUACGCCCUGCGCCGGACAGACAAGCCAAAGAUGCUGUGCCGCCGGAGGAGGGCAGGGCGAGGGCGCCGGGCGGACAUCGCCCCCGAGAGCCGCGUCUUGUCCCCCCUCGCCCUGCCCGCCGAGGUGCCCCCCGGGCCCGAGGAGCCCGGCGCCCCGCUGCUGGCCCCCCCGCCGCCAGCCCCCGCCACCCUGGACCCUGACGAGGUGCCCAAGGCCCCCGCGACGGGGAAGAAGAGCAAGUGCCGGGGGGUGAGGAAGAUGGUGGUGAAGAUGGCCAAGAUCCCCGUGUCCCUGGGGAGGAGGAACAAGACCACCUACAAGGUGUCGUCGCUCAGCAGCAACCUGAACCUGGAGGGCAAGGAGCUGGCGGCCAGCAGCUCCAUGGAGCCCACGCCGCUGCUCAAGAUGAAGAACAACGGGCGCAACGUGGUGGUGGUCUUCCCCCCCGGCGAGAUGCCCAUCAUCUUGAAGCGCAAGCGGGGCAGGCCCCCCAAGAACCUGCUGCUGGGCCAAGCCAAGCCCAAGGAGCCCGCCCCGGAGGUGAAGAAGAGGAGGAGGAGGAAGCAGAAGCUGGCCUCGCCCCAGCCUUCCUACAUUGCCGACACCAACGACAGCAAGGCCGACUACUCGGAUGUGCUGGCCAAGCUGGCCUUCCUCAACCGGCAGAGCCAGUGCUCGGGGCGCUGCUCGCCGCCCCGCUGCUGGACCCCCAGCGAGCCCGAGUCCAUCCACCAAGCCCCCGACACCCAGAGCAUCUCCCACUUCCUGCACCGCGUCCAGGGCUUCCGCCGGCGCGGUGGCAAGGCAGGGGGGUUCGGCGGGCGUGGGGGCGGCCACGCCGCCCGUGCUGCCCGUUGCUCCUUCAGCGAUUUCUUCGAGGGCAUCGGGAAGAAGAAGAAAGCCCCCGCCGCCCUCCACGCCGACCCCGUGCAUCCGCGCAAGCGGGGCCGACCGGAGCCCGACCCCGUGGGCAAACCCAAGCGGAAGCGACGGGCCCGCAAGAACGGGGCGCUCUUCCCCGAGCCCAACCCCGGGCAGAGCUUUGGCGACGGCCCCGUCGAGUGGGCCGGGGGGGAAAAGGGCAGCCCCUGGGCCCCCCACCACGGCCACCCCGGCGGCCAGGCCGGCCGCAAUGGCGGCUACCAAGGGGCCGAGGCGAGACCCUUCCAUGCCGCCGGGCUGGAGUCGGGCUCCUCCGGCCGGGCAGGCUUCUACGCCGGGAGCGCGCCGUCCUCGCAGACGGAGGCCGGCCCGGAGAGGCACAGCCUCUUCACCGGCUACUUCCGCUCCUUGCUGGAUUCGGACGACUCCUCUGACCUGCUGGACUUCGCCCUCUCGGCCUCCCGCUCCGAGUCCCGCAAGUCGGCGGCCGCCUACACGGCCCCACCGGCCGCCCUGCCGGGCCGGUCGUCCGAAUGCCGGGGGGCCGAGGCCUUCCCCAAGCUGGCGCCGCCCUCAGCUGUCUCCCGGUCGCCCACGGCUCACCCGGCGGCCAGCGGCACCCCCGGCUACUCCCCGUACGGCAGCUACGGCGCCGGGCAGAGCGUGGCACCGGCCAGCGUCUUCCCGCCGGGGAAGCAGUACCCGUCGGCCCAGGACUGCCCCAACAGCAAGGACUGCAGCUUCGCCUACGGCAGCGGCAGCAGCCUCCCAUCCUCCCCCAGCAGCGCCCACAGCGCCGGUUACGCGCCGCAGACGGCCGGUCCCAGCCUGCCGCUGGGCAAAGCCGCGUUCUUCAACAGCGCCGAGCAAGGGGGACAGUUCUCCAGCGCGGCGCACACCCCGUUGCGCUGCGAUAGCCGGGCCAGCACCGUCUCGCCCGGCGGCUACAUGGUGCCCAAGGGUUCGGCCUCCUUUCAGCCCUCGCCCGAAAAUUGCCGGCAGUUCCCUAGCGCCGCGCCGUGGGCUUUCCGGCAAGGCUACGGCGGGCUGGACUGGAGCUCAGAGGCCUUCAGCCAGCUCUACAACCCGGGUUUCGAGUGCCACCUCAAUGAGCCCAACGUCAUCCUGGACAUCUCCAACUACACCCCGCAGAAAGCCAAGCAGCAAACCGUCUCGGAGACCUUCUCCGAAUCCUCCUCCGACAGCACCCAGUUCAACCAGCCGGCCGGCUACCGGCGUGCCAACAGCGAGGCCUCCUCCAGCGAGGGCCAGUCCAGCCUCUCCAGCCUGGAGAAGCUGAUGAUGGACUGGAACGAGGCGUCCUCCGCCCCGGGCUACAACUGGAACCAGAGCGUCCUCUUCCAGAGCAACUCCAAGCCCGGUCGGGGCCGACGGAAGAAGGUGGACAUGUUCGACACCUCCCACCUGAACUUCUCCUCCUCCUCCUCCUCCUCCUCUGUGUACCCCUCCAAGAGGAGCACGGGACCCCGGCAGCCCCGGGGGUCCCGGGGGGCUUGUGCCUCCAAGAAGGAGAGGGGGACGGGCAAGGCCAAGUUCCCCACCAAGUCGCAGGCGGUCAACCCCCUCUUCCAGGAGAGCACGGACCUGGGCUUGGACUACUACAGCGGGGACAGCAGCAUGUCCCCCCUGCCCUCCCAGUCCCGGGGCUUUGGGGUGGGCGAGCGGGACCCCUGCGACUACGCCGGCCCCUACUCCAUGAACCCCUCCACCCCCUCGGACGGGACUUUCGUCCAGGGUUUUCAGAGCGACUCCCCGGGUUUGGGGCAGCCAGAUUUGGAGAGCAAGCACUUCCCUGCCCUCCCGCACCAGCUGGCAGCCCCCGGCCAGCAGACUGUCUUCGAGGCCGGCUUGCAGAAAGCCUUCUCGCCCAACUGCUCCCCAACCUUGGCCUUCAAGGAGGACCUACGGGCGGGCGACAUCCGUAAGCUGCCCGCCUGCGACUCGCUCAAACACAGCAUGCAGGGGGGGGCCUUGCCGCAUGCCCCCCACCUGGCUUGCCGCGAUCUCCCCAUGCCUCAACCGCACUACGACUCCCCCAGUUGCAAAAACCCCCCGUACUGGUAUUCCCCCAACGCCAGCACCCGUAGCCCCUCGUACGACGGCAAAGCGGGGGCCGGUAUGCUGGUAGACUUCAUGGGCAGGACGGACCCCCCAUGUCUCAACCCCCACUUGAGCAGCCCGAGCGGCACCCACCCCUCCAAGGGCGAGAAGGAGCCCUUGGAGAUGUCCCGGGCUCACCACCGAGGACCCUACGCUUGUCCCUUGAUCAAUGACUUGAACAUCUCCCCCGUACCGAGAGACUCAAUGCUGCAGCUGCAGGACAACUACAGGUACCCCAGUUUUGCACCCCAAGGGCACCCCGUCAUGGCCCCCACCCAGAAGAGCGGGUUUUUGGGACCCAUGGUAGAGCAACAACACCCCGAGGACACUUUUACGGUCACCUCAUUGUAGUGUCUGCUGACGUGCCAACCGGACAACGAGGUUUUGUUACAGGAGGUAAUUUAGCCAGCACUUUUUUCUGGAACACUUUUCAAGUUCUGUAUUUAACUGGGAUUGGAACCGUUUGUUUGUUUU